ACAAUGGAAAUAGUAAAUUUGUUUAACAUUGAGUAUCAAGAAGAAAUAAUAGACCUUGUUUAGUAUUAAGGAUAUUUCCACCGUUAUUGUAAAGUGAAAAGUGUAUUGCAUAAAUAUGACUAUAUUUUGGCCAUUACCAUUACUUCUUUAAGCCCCAUUAGCGCUAAAAACUCGUAGCAACCUACCAUUUACCAUCACGAGUUUUACGAAUUUUUUCCAAUAUUUUCAGCUCGACAGUUGACCAAGUUUCGGCAAAAAACAUUGAAUACUCCCUAGAGCGAUCAGAAUAAUUAAUAUUAGCUAUAUGGUAGCUCUGAGCUACAGAACGACUGGACGACACCCGCUGUUCUGGAGAACCGUAUAUUUUGAACAGUAUGAAGGUAGACAAGUUCUAGUCAAGUCCUGUACAACGUAAACUUUCCAUAUACCUCACUGGGUGUCUGCUGUCAUUUUAAUAUAGCAAUGGCAAAUCACUGGCGGUUUAGUUCACAGUAAUUAAAAGGCCUUUGCAUCACAAUGACUGAGAGAAACUAUGGCAGUGUUGACAGUGAGAGUGACUUUGAUGCAAUUGGUACCAUCCGAGUCCUGAGCGCGAAUGCAACGCCGUUUUGCCGCGUAUGCAUGCGUGCUGCACCCGAGGAGAAGCUUGUGCCGCCCCGCAGUGUCUCUGCUCUGGCCAACAUGCUGCAGCUCAACAAUUUAUGGAAAAGAGUGAGAACGCUGGCGCGUGUCAACGCGAGCGUGAGGCGGGUUCGGCCGCGACGCAUGCGCACCACGGAGAUUCUACUCGUCACCAGCAACGAGAUGACGGCGCAGCCGCAGCCGCCGGCGCCGUGCGCAUCGCCCCCCGCGCCGUCGCUGCCGACAUGGCGCCAGGACAUGCAGACGGUGUUCAUAGACGACGACGACGACGACGCGGUCCCCCCCGCCCCCUCCAGGGGCCCGGCACCGCUGCCGCCUCCGGCGCAAUCGCUGGUCUUCGCCCCGACCUUACCGCCCGCGCCGUCUGCAGUCUGCGUUGCCCCUUUCGCGAUGCCCGUUGUGUCCCAACUUACAGUGCCGCCUCAAAGUAUAGCAUUCACGCAGCUGCCGCAGAGUGCACCGGUGAACAUAUUGAUGAGCAACGGCGGUGUGCCACACGUGCUCCUGCUGCCGAACCCAGGGGUGAACGUGAUGAGCCCCAACCCGGCACCCUCGACCACCGUCACGUUCGACGUGGACGCGAUUCAAAGGGUCAACGAAGAGAUGGUGUUGCAGGAAGCGCUCAUUACAAUGAAUCAAGAUUUGCACGAGCAUAAACGGAAAAGAAUGAACUUUGCAAAAGAAACGCGAGAUAACACAAGUGACGUUCCUCUGUGCGUAGUGGCCAACGUUGUUGGAGGGUUCAAAAGCCCUCCACGGAACGCUGAUGCGAAGGAAACGAAGCGGCCGGUGUGCAACAGGGACGAGGUGGACCGGAAAGAAAUAAAGCAGCCGAUGCACAAUGAGGAGAAAGCGGACUGGAUGGAAAUGAAACGGCCAGUGCGCAACGGAGAAAAGGUGGGCUUGGAGGAAACAAAGCAGCCGGUGCGCAACGGGGAAAAGGUGGACUGGGAGGAUAAGAUCCCGAUGGAUGUUAUUUCUUUUAUGGUGAGUGAAAAGCUUCUUUAUGAGUACUGAGAAUAGAA
Messenger RNA from Hyposmocoma kahamanoa, 1667 nucleotides. RefSeq lists its product as uncharacterized. Bases 517 to 1659 code for a protein of 380 amino acids. The transcript has 4 exons. The record is from RefSeq and is a predicted model, not a curated record. Lineage: Eukaryota; Metazoa; Arthropoda; Insecta; Lepidoptera; Cosmopterigidae.